AUGACCGCUGAGCCAGGGACGUUUCCGGAGAUUCCGUUCACGCCAAAACUCAUCCCUCCUCUGAAUCAGCUGGACCUCCUGAGGAAUCUGAAAGGCAAGACGUUCAGUCGAAAGGCCAGCUUGAAGGAGAAGGUGUUCUCCAGCCCGACCAAGACCCCCCCAGGCAAGGCCGGAGCCCCGUCCCCGGGGGCGGAGGACGGGGCGGAGGCCAGCCCCAGCAAGGUCGGGAAGAGCUGGAGCUUCGCCGACAAGAACCGCGCGCCCAAGCACUCGUUCCGCGUGCGAGGCAGCGCCUCCCGCCAGAACUCAGAGGCAAUUGAAGGUUUAAUAAGUAAGACAUUGGCGUACUUCUUUGGCUUCUAUCGAAAGUGUCCUUGUCUUUAUUCCCUAGAGGCCAGUUUUCCCGGAGAGGAAAUGGGUGACGAUAAGAAUUGCGACUGUGAUUUUUACCAAGAACUAUCGCCGGGCUUAAAGGUCACCAUCAGAGCUAUCUGCAUCAUGAAGUUCCAGGUCGCCAAGAGGAGGUUCAAGGAGAGCCUGCGUCCCUACGACGUCAUGGACGUCAUCGAGCAGUACUCCGCAGGACACCUGGACAUGCUGUGUCGCAUCAAGAACCUCCAGUGCAGGAUAGACUUGAUUGUGGGGCCGCCUGCCCCAUCUACACCUCGACAUAAGAAGUCCGCAGACGGCCCUAGAGUGGACCAGAUAGUGGGCAAGAGCAUGAAGGACGGAGACACCACCGAGGACGGCAGCAUGAUGGGGCGCCUGGGGAGGGUGGAGAAACAGGUGUGCUGCAUGGACCGCAAACUGGACUUCCUGGUGCACGCGUACGUGCAGCGCAUGGGCAUCCCCCGCUCAGAGACGGAGGCCUUCUUCAGCUCCAAGGAGCCCUACCCAGCGCCCCCCUACCACAGCCCCGAGCAGCAGAAGGCGGAGGAGGAGGAGGAAGAGGAGGUGAGGGCUGAAAAGGAGCUGAAGGUCUACUCGGCGGUGGAGGUGAUGUGCUCGGAGGGCUCGGUGGAGCGGAGGGACACGCCGCUGGGGGGCCAGUCCGCCAACGGCUCCCUGGGGACCCCCUCCAUCAGCCACCGGCCCACCACCUCCUGGCAGCACCAGCUGCAGCACCCGCUGGCCCAGCCCGCCUGGGGCAGCAGCAUGGCCAACACCCCCUCGCCCGUAGGGGGCAGCGGGGAGCAGUCCCCCACGCUGUACCGCCUGCCGCCUCCGCCCGCCUCAACCCACGACCGCUCCGUCUCCAGCGCCCACACGAGCGGGCGUGACAGCGGCUCCCAGAGCAGGAGGCGCCACCGGCGGCCCCGGGGCCCGCAGGAGCAGCCGGCGGCGGUGGCGGAGAGCGACACCUCGGUGUCCAUCCCCUCCGUGGACCACGAGGAGCUGGAGCGCUCCUUCAGCGGCUUCAGCAUCUCCCAGGCCAAGGAGGACUUCUUCGGGCCAUCCUUCUACGCCAGCCCCGGCGGCGGCGGCGGGCGAGGGCGAGGCCGAGGACGGGACGCCGGGGGGGCGACGCGAUGCGCCAAGGUCCGGCCCUUCCUGGCAGAGGGCGAGUCGGACACGGACUCUGAACUGUACGCCCCCUCGCCGCAGGCGUACACCCCAGACGGGGCCUACCUGGAGAGGGGCUGGCCUGGACACCACUAG
This is a messenger RNA of Gadus chalcogrammus (walleye pollock), 1659 nucleotides long. Its product is annotated as potassium voltage-gated channel subfamily KQT member 2-like. Lineage: Eukaryota; Metazoa; Chordata; Actinopteri; Gadiformes; Gadidae. The transcript is spliced from 11 exons. Gene Ontology annotation, cellular component: membrane. The record is from RefSeq and is a predicted model, not a curated record. The coding region runs from base 1 to 1659 and encodes 552 amino acids. Gene Ontology annotation, molecular function: voltage-gated potassium channel activity. Gene Ontology annotation, biological process: potassium ion transport.